Messenger RNA from Canariomyces notabilis, 805 nucleotides. RefSeq lists its product as uncharacterized. The record is from RefSeq and is a predicted model, not a curated record. Lineage: Eukaryota; Fungi; Ascomycota; Sordariomycetes; Sordariales; Chaetomiaceae. The transcript has a single exon. The coding region runs from base 268 to 762 and encodes 164 amino acids.
GCGAUGCAGUGCUGUGCGUUGGCGACUGGCAGUUUGAUUACUUACAUACUGUUGGUGCUGAUCGAGCCGGGCGUCGAGAGGUCGCAUCGAACCCGCCUCCGGCUUGGAAAUCGCUGGUUCUCCAAUCCAACACACAGAUGCACGACGAACAACUCUGUCACGAUCCGUCCUCAGCAGGUUUUCCAGUUGGGUUGAAAGCGGGUUGGCCGGCGAUAGGGGGAGCCAGGCACGCCGUUUACCUGUGUAAUCAUUAAGGGAAUUAAUGCUAUGUAUGUGAGAUAUGCCACGCAACUCUCGUGCAUUUUCGGGCGUUACCGGCCCUUUGUAUACCUUCUCUUACCCUUCCAUUUCAGCCUGAACACGAGAUGCGCGUGGGACAAGCGAGGCGGGCACCGCAUCUUGCUUUCCCCUCGAUCUGUUGCGGGCACCCCUGGGAAAGCUCCCCACCCCGAGCCACCCAACGGGCACUCUCCAGUCUCCACGGACGCUUCCCGAUCGCCUGAUCGGAAGCAUUCCAGAUCCCGCCCAGGGCUGUUGGGGUUGUGCCGAUUGAUUAACUGCAGGCCUGCACCGGGCACACACACCAGUCCCCGAUCUCAUUGGGCAGAGCGUUGGGGAUCGCGUUUCCAAUCACCCGCCAGGCUGGCAGCGUUCCGCGGGGGCCCGCUCCCAGUUUCGAAACGUCUUUGGUUCAAGCCACCCAUGCCGCGAGGCCUGGUUGAUGACAUGGGAACUUUUCAGCAUCACGGGGACUAUAACUAGGUACUUGUACAAGUAUUUGUGUAACAAUGUAUUGUAUGUACAU